This is a messenger RNA of Coccinella septempunctata (seven-spotted ladybird), 519 nucleotides long. RefSeq lists its product as uncharacterized. The record is from RefSeq and is a predicted model, not a curated record. The transcript is spliced from 4 exons. The coding region runs from base 100 to 519 and encodes 139 amino acids. Lineage: Eukaryota; Metazoa; Arthropoda; Insecta; Coleoptera; Coccinellidae.
GAACGAGCAGUUAAAACUGAUUCUGCUGAAGAAUAUAUUUAUUAUAACUGCAAUCGUAGUAAUACUAUAGAAUAUGUGAGUCAGUGUAGCCAACGAAAUAUGAAGAAGGGAGGCAGCAUUAAGAUAUCUGGAUUAUGUCCAUCAAGAAUUUCUGUUAAAAUUAACAGUUCUGGAGUAGCGGUUAAAUAUAUCGAGACACAUGUUGGUCAUAAUGAUGAACUUCGAUCUAAACGUCUCUCCAAUACUCAGCAGGAAAUGCUUGCAAACAAACUUGUUGCCGGAGUAACUAAGGAAAGAGUUCUUGAAGAUGCAAGGUUCAUCAAUGAAGGAAAAUUAGAAAGAAUGAAUAUUUUAACAAGAGGAGAUCUCUCAUAUAUCAUUCGAAAAUUCAAUAUAAACAAACAGCGACAUGCAGAUGAUAUGACAGCAACAGCCUUAAAAGUGGAAGAAUUGAACAGUCAAGAUGAAAACACAGAAUCUCAAAAUACUGUUUCCAUUGAUCCUAGUACCAAGGCGUGA